Messenger RNA from Pyrgilauda ruficollis (rufous-necked snowfinch), 2682 nucleotides. RefSeq names its product dual specificity phosphatase 3 (gene DUSP3). The transcript is spliced from 5 exons. Gene Ontology annotation, biological process: negative regulation of MAPK cascade; protein dephosphorylation. The record is from RefSeq and is a predicted model, not a curated record. NCBI's taxonomy places the organism in Eukaryota, Metazoa, Chordata, Aves, Passeriformes, Passeridae. Gene Ontology annotation, molecular function: MAP kinase phosphatase activity; protein tyrosine/serine/threonine phosphatase activity. Gene Ontology annotation, cellular component: cytoplasm. Bases 425 to 883 code for a protein of 152 amino acids.
CAGGAUGAGGAACUCUGAAUCUUCCAUAUUGAGGAUGGACAAGGUUCUGUGGUUUUUUUUCAGGAACCAGAUGAAGCUGAUGCUAGCAUCUCUCUGCUAUUUGAAGGAGCUAGCAUUUCACCAUCCAACAUGAUGCAGCUGGAAUGAAAUGUUAAGGAUGAGAGAGAUCCAAGGACUGUUUGCAAAGGGAGAAACAAAUGGCAUACAAAUUCUCUCUUUUUCACCUCUAGCUGUGAUUUUGUGUUGAAAGCAGAAUUCUCCAGACACUGAAACUUCUCCCCUGGCACAGAUGAUGUCCUGCCAGAUGGAAAAUCUGUCAGCAUUUGUUUGGAAUUUAAGGGGUGUGCAGUCAUCAGGAAGAAAGGAAUUCUCAAGAUGUUCAUGGCCUUGAAUUACAUCAAAAUUGUUCAUAGCCAAGAACAUAAUGAGGCUGCAGCGUCUGGGGAUAACCCAUGUUCUGAAUGCAGCAGAGGGGAAAUCAUUCAUGCAUGUGAACACUAAUGCAGAGUUCUAUGAAGGCUCAGGCAUCAGAUACCAUGGCAUUAAAGCUAAUGAUACACAGGAAUUUAACCUCAGUCGCUACUUUGAGGAGGCAGCUGAUUUUAUUGACAAAGCCCUUUCCCAGAAGGAUGCCCCCCAUUGCAGCAUGACCCUGAGCUGUGACUGUCUCCCUGCAGGCCAGGUGCUGGUGCACUGCCGGGAGGGCUACAGCCGCUCGCCCACGCUGGUCAUCGCCUACCUGAUGCUGCGGCGCGGCAUGGACGUGCGCGGCGCGCUCUGCGCCGUGCGCCAGCAGCGCGAGAUCGGCCCCAACGACGGCUUCCUCCGGCAGCUCUGCCAGCUCAACGAGCGCCUGCUGAAGGAGGGCAAGGUCAAAGCCUAGAGCACAGCGCCACAGUGGUUUUGUUUGCACUUGGGCAGAGCUUUAGAGGAUGGGUUAGGCGCUUUAGAGACGCAGAUUGCAAGCACCGGGCUGGAAUUCCUGCUUGUCUAGUGGAAGUGUCCGUCUGGAACUCUGCGAUGCUUUCGAGAUGGGACAGAACUGUGUCACUGUUUGGAGCUGUUGCCAUAAAGGGAUGUUUGUAGAGGGAUGACUCCAGCUGUCUCCACACGCAUUUCAGAGCCCCUGCAGACUCCAUGGCAUACGUGGUUUGCAUUGACAUUGAAUGUGAUUUGUUUAAGCUUUGUCUUUAGUCUCACCACGUUAGCAGUGUGCAGGAACACGUAAUCACAGAAUGAUUGUAUGCAGGUGCUUUUACUGAAGAGCUUUGGGUGUCAGGGGUCCAGACCCAAAUCUGACUCCAGCAUGGGUUCAGGAUGAACACGUUUUUAUACCCUUACUGUUAUAUAACUACCUAUUAAUUAUUAUACUUAUAUUGUUCUAUUGCAUACAUUGAUUUCAUCCGAGCAUGGAUUUUUGUAAUUUGACGAGCCCUUGGGGACACUGCACUGGGACUGUCCCAGUGCCACUCCCAGUGUCCCCAGUGCCACUCCCAGUGUCCCCAGUGUCCCCAAUUCCCUGUUCCCAGUGCAAACUGGAGCUGGUGGAGGGGUCCCCUGUGUCCUGCACGGAGCUGGAGCUGUUUGGUGCUGAGGACGAGCCCUUGGGGACACUGGACUGGGACUGUCCCAAUGUCCCCAGUGCCACUCCCAAUCCAGAAAUCCAAUACAUUGAUUUCAUCCAAGUGUGGAUUUUUGUAAUUUCCAUCAAACCCCCCAAACAUAAUUUCUCAUGAUUCUUGUUACGAUUAAACAAUAAUUAUAUCCAAUUACCAAACAAUCAUCACAUUUAACAAUCACAUCAUUUAUCAUAUAACAAUCAUAUCAUUUACCAUAGUCAUUAAAUGAUUAUACAGGUGCAGUUUUGCAUGAUCCAGUAAAGCCUAACUUUCCCAGGGCCUACCAGGCCCAACCUUUCUUUCCAAGUCCCCUGAAUAUCCCAUGAUUUUAGAAACAUUUUAUCCCUAUACUAAACCAGAGCACCAGCUCCCAAAACGUCCCACACAUCCCUUCACUCACUCUUAAUAGGAGCACUGUAAUUUCUAAAGCUUCUUUUUCAUGCACACAGGUGCCUAAAGUUUGAAUGUAGGAGCUUCAAGGAAUGGGAAGCGUAUGUACAAAUGCACAGAUGCAUUCACUUGGAAAACAAAGUGCAUGCAGUGUUUUGUGUGGAUUUAUGCAAUACACAGUGUGAGAGUAAAGCCACGUUGAGCCCAUGCUUGAUGCACACUGUGUUUCCAAGAAUAGCUUUUUUAUCUCUUCUGUUACAAUGGACAUUAAAUAGUCUGUUAUUAAAUGCUCUUUUAUUUUUAUUUUGAAAUCAUACUAGGAAAAAAUGUCAAGAGCAAAUGCUGAGGGAAGAGCUCGAACAAGGAAGAAAUAAUAUUAGUAUUUAGAAGUGCUUGUGGUGGUUGUAUAAUUUAAGUAUCCUAAUAUAAUGCCUUUCAAAGCUUGUAUGGAAUUACAGUGUCUUUAUCUCUUCUUUACUGUCACUGUUCAGUAACAGAAUGGAAUGACCACACGUGCAGAUUCCUUCCAGCUUACAAAGCAGUUUGCAGAAGAACACUCUUGGCUUCUUGGAUUGCUUGCAUGGUAUCAUGAAAUAAAAAUGAGCAUUGUAAUGUACCACACUGUAUAGGAAAUAUUUACAUUCUGUUCAAAUAAAUGACUUGGUUCUGUUUA